Molecule: messenger RNA, 1048 nt
Organism: Nymphaea colorata (pocket water lily)
Lineage: Eukaryota; Viridiplantae; Streptophyta; Magnoliopsida; Nymphaeales; Nymphaeaceae
Product: dirigent protein 24-like
Exons: 1
Coding region: 45-1034 (329 amino acids)
Source: RefSeq, a predicted model, not a curated record
CCCAGCACUUCUCAGCCAUUCAAAACAUUCCUAGGCCCCCAAAAAUGGCACGGUUCGAAACCACCCACGUCUUGGUGCUUGGACUCGUGACCCUCCUAGCACUUGGACUCGCCCCGGCCAUCUCGGCUCGAACCCUCCUUGACGAUGCUGGCAUGCUCGCACCCUUAUCAGGCCCACUGCUCGACCCAUCGACCACCACAACCACAACGGCGACCUUUCCGAACUCACCCACCGUGGGUCCAGCCGUGGUCCCGUUGGCACCCUUGUCAACCCCAGCACUCGAACCUCCGACCACCACCGGGACCGCGACAUUCCCGAACCCACCCACCGUGGGUCAGGCCGUCGUUCCGCCCAGUGGGGACCACACUCUCGCUUUCUUCAUGCACGACAUCUUAGGCGGGACCCACGCCACUGCCCGGCCGGUCACCGGCAUAGUCAACGGCGUGGACGCCAACGGCCACCUCGCCUUCGGCAAGUCCACCGACUUCUUCCCCCCCACCGGCGGGGUCCCGCUCCCCGACUCCAACGGCAUCGGCAGCUUUCCGGUCACCGACGGCAACGUCCAGCCGUUCCUCACCGGCCUCGGCGGGACCACGGCCGUGCAGGAGAGCGGCGCCGUGGGCGGGAACCUGCCCUUCGUGAACGCCGGCCAGCUGCCCAUCGGCGCCACGCUCGGGAGGCUGGAGUUCGGCACCAUAACGGUCAUCGACGACGAGCUGACGCAGGGGCACGAGCUGGGCUCGCCCGCCGUCGGCAGGGCCCAGGGCUUCUACCUGGCCAGCUCGGAGGACGGCAGCAGCCAGACCAUGGUUUUCACGGCCAUGCUGGGGAGCGACGGGGGAGCCGUCGACACCAUCAGCUUCUUCGGCGUACACCGGACCGCCGUGCCGGAGUCGCACAUAGCCGUCAUCGGCGGAACCGGCAGGUAUGAGAACGCCAAGGGGUACGCCACUAUCCAGACCCUCCAUCCGGCCGACACCCAUGAGACCGACGGCGUGGAGACGGUGCUACAGUUCCAAGUCUACCUCUCUUGAUUUCCAUUUCAAGU